Molecule: messenger RNA, 2814 nt
Organism: Hibiscus syriacus
Lineage: Eukaryota; Viridiplantae; Streptophyta; Magnoliopsida; Malvales; Malvaceae
Product: G-type lectin S-receptor-like serine/threonine-protein kinase B120
Exons: 6
Coding region: 75-2672 (865 amino acids)
Biological process (GO): protein phosphorylation; recognition of pollen
Molecular function (GO): ATP binding; protein serine/threonine kinase activity
Source: RefSeq, a predicted model, not a curated record
ACCCUUUGAAUCUUCUUCUCUGAAACCCUUCACUUAUCUCUAACAUCUCAAAAAACCUCUGCUUUUCUCAGGAUAUGGAAACUAAUAGCAAAAACCCAGUCUCUGUUUCUCUCGUUUCAUUCAUCUUUCUUUUGUGUACUUUUGCUCAGUUUUGCUAUGGAGUUGACACAAUCAGACAGGAACAAACGGUAGCAGAUGGUGACACCUUGGUGUCCGAGAAUGAUACUUUUGAACUGGGUUUCUUCAGUCCUGAAAACUCAACACUCCGUUUUUUCGGUAUCUGGUACAAGAUUGAUGUUAAAACAGUUGUUUGGGUUGCUAAUAGAGACAGUCCAAUAUCUAACAGAAAUGGUGUUUUGAGGAUUGGUGUUGACGGUAACCUUGUUGUUCUAAAUGGAAACGACAGUUUGGUCUGGUCGUCUAAUGUUUCAGGUUUAUCGAACAACUCCGCGGCAGUUCUUCAGAACACAGGGAACCUUGUUCUAUCAAACAAUGAAAGCAUCGGUGAUACCAGUAGAGCUCAUUGGCAGAGCUUCGACGAGCCAACCGAUACAUUUCUUCCCGGUAUGCGAGUUCCGGUGAAUUCCGCUAUCGGCGAGUUCCGUGUUUUCCGAUCAUGGAAAUCGGCAAGUGAUCCUUCACUAGGGAACUACACCAUGGGUGUUGAUCCUAACGGAGGACCACAGAUUAUAAUAUGGGAUCGUAUGACGAGGCGGUGGCGAAGCGGGCAGUGGAAUUCAGUGAUUUUUACAGGCAUUCCCAAUAUGAGUAACAUCGCUAGUUUCUUAUAUGGAUUCAAGCUCUCUCAGCCUGAUGAAAAUAGGACACAGUAUUUCACAUAUGAUCCUUCGGACCCUUCGGAUUUUUUGCGGUUUCGGCUCGGCUGGGACGGGAGGGAACAGCAGUUGAGGUGGGAUGUUGAUCGGAAAACGUGGACGGUGCUGGAAACACAGCCUGCCCCUGAUAACAUAUGUGAUCUUUAUAAUCAUUGUGGGAAUCAUGCUGUAUGUGACCACUUGAAAGCUCCGGAAUGCAAUUGUUUAGAAGGUUUUAGGCCAAGGAUUUCAGAUCAGUGGAGUCGAGGGGAUUGGUCCGGUGGUUGCGAACGGAGGGUCGAACUGCAGUGCCAGAGGACUAAUGGUACUAAUACUACCGCAAGGCAAAAUGGUGAACCGGAUGGAUUUAAGGGAACAAGGAGAGUGAAGUUACCAGAUUCAUCAAGGUUGUUGCUGUCUGCAAUGAACAUAGAUGCUUGCAAAUCAAGUUGCUUAGGGAAUUGUUCGUGUAGUGCCUAUGCAUUUGUUUCUGGAAUCGGAUGCAUGAUAUGGGAAGGAGAUUUGGUUGAUCUUCAGCAUCUGGACCAAGCUGGAAAUUUACAGUUCUUUUACCGCAUCCAUAAUUCCGAAUUAGAUGGAGGUUCGAAGAUAUCCAACACAGUGAUAAUUAUAAUCUCUGUGUCGGGGGCAUGCCUCUUGGUGAUAUCUAUAUGGCUACUAUGGAGAUACAGGAAAAAAGUUAAACGUUUGCCUGUAGUUUCAUCGAUGCCUUGUUGCAAGGACGUUGAUGUAGCAGUAUUUAACGAGUCCAAGACCAAAGACUUUUCCGCAGAUGUAUCAGGACCAACCGACAUACUUAUCGACGGGAAUCAAGUUAAUGGACCGGAGUUAACAAUUGUUAACUUCAGUAGUGUAGAAGCUGCAACAAAGAACUUUUGUGAAGCAAACAGGCUGGGGCAGGGUGGUUUUGGUACCGUAUACAAGGGAGAGCUGCCUGGAGGUCAAGAAAUAGCUGUAAAGAGGCUUUCGGGGACGUCAGGCCAAGGGCUAGAAGAGUUUAAAAAUGAGAUUAUCUUGAUUGCUAAACUACAACAUAGGAAUCUUGUUAGACUAUUAGGCUGCUCCAUCGAAGGGGAAGAAAAGAUGUUGAUAUACGAGUACUUGCCUAAUAAAAGCUUGGACUACUUUCUUUUCGAUGAAUCCAAGCGAGCGCUGCUAGAUUGGAGAACCCGGUUCAGCAUUAUCGAAGGCAUUGCAAGAGGACUACUUUACCUCCAUCGAGAUUCGAGACUUAGAAUCAUUCAUAGAGACCUGAAAGCCAGCAAUAUUUUGUUGGAUGCAGAGAUGAAUCCGAAGAUUUCGGAUUUUGGUAUGGCAAGGAUCUUCGGGGGGAACCAAAAUGAAGCAAAUACAGUUCGAGUAGUCGGCACAUAUGGAUACAUGUCUCCUGAAUAUGCAAUGGAAGGACUGUUUUCGGUCAAGUCCGAUGUGUACAGCUUUGGAGUACUGUUGUUAGAAAUCAUUAGCGGCCAGCGAAAUACUAGCUUCCGAUCAUCCAAUUACACGAGUCUUAUAGCAUACGCAUGGAGUCUUUGGAACGAAGAUAAAGCUAUGGAGCUCGUCGACCCUUUGAUUCAGGAUUCAUGCUCGCCAAACGUAGUGUUGAAAUGCAUACACCUAGGCAUGCUGUGUGUGCAGGACUCGGCAAUGAACAGACCGACAAUGGCUGCCGUGGUGUUGAUGCUGGAGAGCGAAGCCCCAACGCUGCCGAUGCCGAAACAGCCCACUUAUACCUCCAUGAGUAGCUUGGUAGAUGCAGAUUACAGUAUGGAUAUGCAUGAAACUGCUUCUGCAUCUUCCAAAGAUGUCACGGUGACAAUGGUAGAUGGAAGAUAGAUUUUGUAUUUGUUAACUUCAUCUGCAUUGUUUUGAGAUGUUGAUAGAAUAUACAUAUUCUUUGCAGUUUUCAAAGGAUAUACAGACUUCAAUGAGAUUGAAUUGUAAUUAUGAUUUUUUUUUGUUUCAAAGAUUUUGUAAU